Molecule: messenger RNA, 2799 nt
Organism: Plasmodium vinckei vinckei
Lineage: Eukaryota; Apicomplexa; Aconoidasida; Haemosporida; Plasmodiidae
Product: PIR protein CIR protein
Exons: 3
Coding region: 1-2799 (932 amino acids)
Source: RefSeq, a predicted model, not a curated record
AUGGAUGAUAAAACAUGUGACUUACUUAGCGAAGUUGAUGAAAAUUUUAACAAUAAAGGUGUCAAUGUGCGCAGGUUUAAUAGAUUCACGAAAUGCCAUUCUUAUUGUCCUUAUGGAAAUAUAUGCACAAAUGACUAUGAAAGAGUUAACGCUUUGGGAUCAUAUUUAUUUAACGAAAUUAUGAAAAUUGGUAAAGCUUUUAAUUGGUCAGAUGGUGACAAACGGCAUAUUGAGGUUUUUAUGAUAUGGAUGGGAGAUAAAUUAUUUAGGAUAAAUAACGAUUAUAAAGAAACUCUGGAAGAAUCUUAUAAAAAUAAUUUAGAAAACAUUAUGGGAAAUGUUAAUUAUUGGGAAACUAUUAGUAAAAAACUUUAUAAGGAUGCUACUAUUAAGAAAAUGAGCGAAUUUUAUAGCUUACUUAAUUAUAUAUGUAAACUAAUUACUGAAUACAAUAAAAAUCCUUAUAACAAGAAUCUUGGAAGGUAUUCCUCUCAAUGUAAUAACUAUUAUAAAACUAUUCAUAAAUCUACUAACGAAUGUGGGCCAUAUCUAAAAUUAUUGGAUAGUUUAAAAAUGAUAUAUGAAAUUUUUAGAAUGCAAAAAAUUUCUAAUAAUUAUAGUAUUAAGGCAACCGAAAAGAAAUUAAUACUUAAUCGUGUUAAAUCUCUCGAAACGUUUAAAGGUGAAAACCGAUAUUUAUUGACUGUUAACGCAAGACCUAGCUUUGAUGAUAAAGAGUGUAAAGUAGUGAAAUCGAAUGAUGAGGAAGUUGGAAAAAAAAUUGCAUUACAAAAAUCACAAGAUCCUGGAAAACAUAAAAAAUCCGACAAAGGACCACAGACUCGAGCUUCCGAGAAUCCACAACGUAGAAAUCCAGGAUCACCACAUCUAAAACCACCACCAGCACCACGCUCACAACCAAAACUAGAAGCAAAACAACAAGGAUCACAAUCACAAGGACAACCAAUAGCACCUGUAAAGCCACCAGUCCCCAAACCACCAGAACAACCAGAUGCACAAACACCAGGCAAAAAAUCAAUACAACCACAACCGCAAUCACCAACAUCAUCACAAAAGAAAGAACAAUCAUCACCACCAGGACCGAUUUCAAAAAAUGAUCCUUCAUUGCAAACAUCUAAAAAAUCAGAACCAACCCAUCAAAGUGGAACAAAGGAUUCAGGCAGUACUAAAGGAAGUAAAGGUAGCGGAGCCAAUGCAUUAGGAGGUGGAACCAGUCAACCAGGAAAUUCAGAGGGAAAACCAAAAGAUGAUCCACAAAAGAAAACAGACCAGGUGGACAACUCUUCACUAGGACCCAAAGGAUCAAGUCAAUCAACGGGGGUGAGAAAUCAAGGUACUGGAACAGAUAGUGGAGCAGAUGGUCAAGGAAAAUCAUCUGAUGGAACAGGUGGUGGGACAGAUGGUCAUGCAGAUAAAGAUAGUCAAGGAGGUUCAGGAAAUCAAAAAAAACUAUCCGGGAAAUCACCAGAUGGAAAUUCAGUACCUGGACAACCAGAAACUGCGCCAUCUGGAACAAGCACAACACCAUCACCCGUAUCACAACCACCAUCAGUACCUCCAAUACCAUCAGCACCACCACAACAACCAAAUUCACAGAAACCAGGUCGACCACCAGAAAUACCAUCGAAAUCACAAACACAACAAAAACCAGGACAAUCCCCUUCACAAGACGAUGCUCCAUUACAAACACCUCAAACAGGAGGUUCAAGUAGUGGAAAUGAAAAUCCUGGUGGUGGACCAAGUGAUCCCGUAUCAAAUACGUCAGGGGGAUCUUUUGAUUUGGGAUCAUCAAUUCUUAAAUUUCUAUUAAAUGGAACGGACAAAUUGAAUAAAACUUCCCAAUUUAUUCAACAAAACCAGAAAAUGUUUAAAGAUGCUAAGGAUAAAAUCAGUGGUGCAUAUAAUGACACUGUGGAAAAUUUAAAAAAUGUUUACAAUGUAUCUAGUAGUCAUUUUAAUAAUAUUAUUAAUAAUAUAACUAGCCAUCUUAAUCAAGUUGGAACUCCUCCUAAAUCAAGUGAUAAACAGUCUGGCCCAGGAAGUCCAAUAGAUGGUGGGAAUAAAUUGAAUCAGUCACCAUCAAAUUCACAACAAAAUCCACCACCACCUCCUCCACAACAGCCUCCACCACCAACACCACCACAACUUCCUUCGCCGCCAAUUCCAACGCCAAUUACAUUACCAGACCCACUAAAAGGUUCGCCACAACAAAAACAACCAUCUUCCCAAUCGCAAACUAUCACACAGCACCCCCCACAAGUCCCAGUUAAAGUCAAUCAACCUAAUCACAAAACAGUUGUUCAAUUUGUAAAAUCACUAAGUUCUGACCUAAUUUUGAAAAAACCGUGGAAUAUAUUUCCAACGACAUGGAAUGGAUCAGGGGACUGUAAACCUGAAGUAAAUUUUAUGAAUACCACAUUAGUGUGUUGUACAUCUGAACAGUGUAGUUUAACUGGAAUUACAGUUACACUUGUUUUAAUACCCAUUAUUUUAUUAAUUGCAUAUAAGUAUUUAUCAUUUGGAUCAUCAAAAAAAUCAGAAAAAAAAAACAUGAAGAAAGUUAUAAAUUUUCAUGAUGGAAAAAGAAAGACAAAAAUAAUUAUAAGUUCAAAUGAUAGGAGCAAAGACCUAAAACCUGUUAUAAAUUCAAUUGGUGGAAAAAAGGAUUCAUUAUUAAAUAUAUACAAGAUUAUACAGGCCGAUCCUAUGCCAUUUAUUAAUUUGUUUUUUUUGUUGAUUUUUUUUGUCUAUAAAAGAAAACGAGACACCAUAGAAUGA